This is a messenger RNA of Stegastes partitus (bicolor damselfish), 645 nucleotides long. RefSeq names its product trace amine-associated receptor 8a-like. Lineage: Eukaryota; Metazoa; Chordata; Actinopteri; Pomacentridae. Gene Ontology annotation, biological process: G protein-coupled receptor signaling pathway. Gene Ontology annotation, cellular component: membrane. The record is from RefSeq and is a predicted model, not a curated record. The annotation marks the transcript as partial. Gene Ontology annotation, molecular function: trace-amine receptor activity. The transcript has a single exon.
UCAGUAGGAACCAUGGUGAUCAUAUCUGUUGACCGCUAUGUGGCCAUUUGUCACCCUCUGCAUUACUCUGUCAAAAUCACACAACAAAGAGUUCAAAUCUGUGUGUGUCUGUGUUGGAUUUUGCCUCUGAUUGCUCAAUGUCUAAAUGUGAAGGAUAACCUGAAGCCGCCGGGCAGGAACAACACCUGCGUCGGAGAGUGUGUGAUUGUCCUCAACUCUAUUGCAAGAUAUGUAGACAUCGUCAUAACCUUUAUUGUUCCCAUUACUAUCAUCAUAGCUCUGUAUGUGCGAGUGUUCCUGGUUGCUGUGUCUCAGGCUCGUGCAAUGCGCUCUCAGCUUGUACCGAUCCAGCACUCAGCUACAGUCACUGCAAAGAAAUCUGAGUUGAAAGCAGCCAGGACUCUCAGUGUUGUUGUAAUUGUGUUUAUAAUAUGUCUGUGCCCAUAUUACUGUGCUGCGCUCACAGGCCAAGACAACUUGCUCAAUAGUUCAUCUGCUGCCUUUGUGAUAUGUCUGUUCUACUUCAACUCCUGUCUAAACCCCAUCAUCUACGCCUUCUUUUACCCCUGGUUCAGGAAAUCAAUCAAGCUCAUUAUUACCCUUCAGAUUCUGCAGCCCGACUCCUGUGAGGCCAAGGUGCUGUAG